AUGAUUCUAUCCUCUUCACUCCUCGCGCUCAGCGCCCGUCUUCCACAGGCACUCUUCACACCAUGGGAUUCUCUGGCCUUCCCCGAAGAAAAUAUGCGCAACAAGAGAAGCACGGAGGACGUAAAUCCUACCUCUACUACGCUGAGCGUCGGAAGCUGCACCUCGAAAGCGGGCCAACACUGCCCGAGUAUGCAUCUAUCUAACACAAACAUCUCAGCAGCCUCGGUCAGGGGGAAAUGGAGUCGGUUCUGCUCCCAAGCUUGCCAGGACCCAGAUACCCUUCUUAAGAAUCUUACAGCUCCAGAUGUUAAAUCCUGGUUUGACUGGAUUAAGGAAAACUUCUCGGGCUCUAUCAAAGCCCACAGUGCACUUGCAAACUAUUAG
Molecule: messenger RNA, 384 nt
Organism: Aspergillus ochraceoroseus IBT 24754
Lineage: Eukaryota; Fungi; Ascomycota; Eurotiomycetes; Eurotiales; Aspergillaceae
Exons: 2
Coding region: 1-384 (127 amino acids)
Source: RefSeq, a predicted model, not a curated record